Molecule: messenger RNA, 1176 nt
Organism: Physella acuta
Lineage: Eukaryota; Metazoa; Mollusca; Gastropoda; Physidae
Source: RefSeq, a predicted model, not a curated record
UCUUUCAACAAUGUUCUGCUGUUUUCCUGUGCCCCCAUUUGAAGAAGACAAGCCGCUGAUUAUCGACAUAAAGAAAAUAUUCAGCGACAGAGCAUGGUCCAGCUUCAGCUCCACAUUUAGCUUCUGCCAGCGGAAGUUCCUGGACCGGAAGAAGUUCAUCAUAGAGGUGCCGGAGAACUAUUUCUCGUUUGAGACCAUCAGCCAAAGCCAGAAGUCCAACAUGAAGAUCACGGGCAAAAAGAAAGCGAAGACGGCCGAUGGUGGAGACGUGGGGGAAGCUCCAAAGAAGAAGGGCAGUAGGAAAGAAAAAAGCGCCGAAAACUUGUCCUUGAACACGGUGUUUAAAAAUAGCACAGCUGAGAGCCAGACGUACAGGUUCCGGUUUGAGAAGACUAGACGGACCGAGGUCAGCGUGACAUUCCAGAAAGGUUUCACGAUUGGAGGCAAGGCAAACUUCAGCAUAGGCAUCCCUUAUGGCAGUGACAGCAAGGCCGAGUUGGCCAUCGAGACCAGCUAUCAGGUAUCAAAAUCGGAAGGUCAAACUUUCGAGGAAACAAUUCUCAUGGAGGCUACAAGUGACAUCACAGUGGGCCCAAACAGCUGCUACACAGCUAAUGUCGAACUGGAUGAGAAAUCUUUAUACGCAGAGUUUAAAGUUGUCACCCGUAUGACGAUACCACAAGGCAAAGCCCCUAUUUACAUCAAAAAGAAAUCAGACGGCGAACAGGUUUACGUUUACAAUAUUAAAAACUUACAUGACGAGUUUGAAAACUUUGAGUCUGUUCAAACUAAGGAUUUGAAAGAAACGGAAAUAGACUUUGUGACGGAAGGUAUCAUAAAAGGAGUGAUUGCUUGCAAUCAUAAGAUUGUGUUGACUAGCGACGAGUCUGAUGAUAUGAAAAAACAGGCUCAAAUCAACCGACAUUUAUACGAAGAUGAGCGAAGAAUUGAACGACGAUAGUUUUUUUUUUUUUUCAAAUGCUUAAUAGAUCUAGAUCUACAUAUAAUUGUAAAAUUAUAGGCUGAUAGUAGGUCCUAGAUAGCCCUAGAGUAAUGGGAAUAGGACUGAAGUUAGAAGUUUUGAAAAAAUAAACCGGGGAAAUGUUCAAAACACAAAACAUGCCAGAUUUUUUUUUAAAUAACGACGUCCAACUCCUUGGGGGGGGGGGGGGGGGG